This is a messenger RNA of Loa loa (African eye worm), 357 nucleotides long. RefSeq lists its product as hypothetical. The transcript is spliced from 3 exons. The record is from RefSeq and is a predicted model, not a curated record. NCBI's taxonomy places the organism in Eukaryota, Metazoa, Nematoda, Chromadorea, Rhabditida, Onchocercidae. The coding region runs from base 1 to 357 and encodes 118 amino acids.
AUGAAUGACAAGAAAGCGGUAGAUGGAGAUUUUUCGCCGGGGCGAAAUAAAGUGAAAAAGUUAUUGGAGCGAUUCGAGAAGCCACAGACUGUUGCCGCUCGGAAUAGUUUCUCAUCAUUGACAGUGCGGGACAGAUGUCAGCCGAAAUCGCGGCAUCGUUCUUCGAAACAAGCAUUUGCUGGCAUCUAUCAGAAACGGAGUAUUCUUAAAAGGCAGUCAAAAAGUCAUACGGACAUUCGACCAAAUGUAAGGUCAUCGAUGAUUGCUCGACGACGAGGCGUAAUGUCCAAAAGUUAUAGCCACGGAGAUCAGGUUGACUUCAUCUCUGUUAUCAGGUUCGAUUCUGCGAUUAAAUGA